Molecule: messenger RNA, 2933 nt
Organism: Spodoptera litura
Lineage: Eukaryota; Metazoa; Arthropoda; Insecta; Lepidoptera; Noctuidae
Source: RefSeq, a predicted model, not a curated record
AAAAGAAUCUCUCUGAAAAAGUGAUUAGUGCUUAUUCUACAGUUAUUUUUUAAACUGUGUGCUGUGUUUUAGUGACUAGUUGUUACAAAAAAGAAACGAAAAUGCUCAUCAUGGCUCCAGUGUCUUUUGAGCACAAAAGAAUGGCUCUAGCUACGGCGUCAGCAACGAUGGAGUCCUCCCAAUCCCUCAUCCAAUCAGAGACGAGGGUUCAGAGGAGUUUCCAGGAGGUCCAGGUCUCAGAACAGAGGACUAUCAAGAAGAAGACCAAGUCCAGACGGCAUAAGGAUGAAGGGAAUAUAUCGGUGUCGAAAAGUUCAGAGAAAUUAUUCAAGAAGAUGAAAGCGGCGACGGACACGGACGCUAUACCCCAGUGCGAGAAGUGCUCCCGGCCAGUGUACGCCAUGGAACGGAUCAAGGCUGAGAAGAGGAUCUGGCAUAAAGAGUGCUUCAGAUGCGUACAGUGCAAUAAGCAACUCACAGUGGAGACCUACCAGAGUGACCACACGACGUUGUACUGCAAGCCCCACUUCAAACAACUGUUCGAACCUAAACCAGUGGACGAUGAUGACGUCACUGACGCAGCAGCCCCAAAGAAGCACCAGAUGAUAAUCUGCGAGAGUAAUCCAGUCGAGCUGCCGCCAGAUGUCGUUAGAGCAUCAGACAAACCAGACCUUGGCCUCGAGGAACUCUCCCAGCUGGACGUCAAGUCCAAGUUCGAGGUGUUCGAGCGCAAAGCCAAGCAACCUGAGGAGCCCCUGCCACAGGAACCCAGGGUGCCGCGCGAGAAGACUGCCGCCAUACUGUCCAAGCUUGCGAAGUUCAAAGCGAAGGGUAUGGACAUCGGCGUGUCUGACGAGUAUCUGAACGGAGUGCCGGUGGAACAGAGCUCCAGCGAGCCUGAAGAAGAUGAAGAAGAUGAAGACUCAGUGCUAAAGAAAUCAUACAAGCACACAGCCAACCGCGAGCAACCAGUCUCCUUCUGCAAUAUGAGUGAGAUCGUUGGCAAGUUCGAGACAGGACAACACUCCUCGUCCGACAGACAUCGCGAGAGGAAGCAGGAGAUACAGAAUAUUAGGAGCCGACUGUUUAUGGGCAAGCAAGCCAAGAUCAAGGAGAUGUAUGAACAGUCAGUGCUGCAGAGCGAACAAGGCGUAACCUCAGCAGACAAGAUAGCCCGCGAGCUGGAUCUGAACGCGGAGAAGGCGCGCGCCAUCAAACAAAGGUUCGAGAACGGAGAGGUCUUCAACGAUGAGAACCAGCCGCCCAAGAACCGGGAGAUUGACGAUAGAGCUUUGUUUAAUGAAGGUAUCGGCAAGAAGUCCCGCUCUAUCUUCUUAGAACUGGACGCGAACGCUAAGAGCAUGCCCCCCACCUCCCCACCACCCGGGGAGGUGCCCAAGCGGAAGGAAAUUCCCUUUAUCCCCAAGGACGUGGUGCGCGCGGCCGACAAGAUGGAAGACGUGAAGAUCGAGACGUCCGACAUAUCGGACCGAUUCAAGUUCUUCGAGACUUACAAGCCCAAGAGCGAACGCAAGGAGUUCCGUAUGACGCCGCCCAGGCAGACACAGCGCGCCAAGUCCCCGUCCCCCGAGAUCUACCACGAGCCGAGCGUGGUCCGCGGCGAGGAGGGCGCGGCCGACGCGGGCGUGGCGGCCGCCCGCCGCACGGCGCGCCGCAUGAUACACGUCUUCCGACAGCUCGAGCACCAGCAGAACAAGCCGGACGACGCGCACGGUCCCAAACCUUUGAAGAGGUUUACCCCUCCCCCACCCGGAGAGAACAACCAUCACGGAGACACAUCCUCCGAGGAGUACUCUUCUGAGGAGUAUGAGGAAGAGGACAGUGAGGACGAGCGUCGCAGAGUGUACCUUGAAGCCAGACAGAGGGACGAAGCUCUUAAGCAGGCUCAGCAAUUAGCCCGCACGAAGAGCUUCCGCGACCGUUUCGAGAACUGGUCGGAGUCGGAACCACAACGCUCGCCCUCCACUGUCGUCAUACAACGACAGCCAGAGAAUGAUGAGGAGGGGGAAAGUCAGCUCGAAACCGCUAAGAGCUUGCGUCAGAAGUUCGAGAGCAUGAACGUGACGCAGUCGAAUGUUACAAAAACCUUCGUUCCCAAAGUCAACAGAUUUGUGUGACCGCCGCGCGAGUCUACCACACCAACCAAAGCAAUAUUAACCUUUUAUCGUUCGUUGUAAAAUCUUUUUUUAUAUACCACUUGCCAACUAUUGUAUUUUAGUAAGUAAGUAACGGUUGUAGCCUAUCAAAUUGAUGAAUAUUCUCUAGGAUAGACAUAUUUAUUAACAUUCGGUAACGCGACUGAUAGAGAUUGCAUUUUAAAACAAAAAGUGCCUUAGAACGUGCAAUUAAUUCAAAGAAAACUUUUUUAGAGAAAUUCUACAAAAAAUAUUAUAUAAUAGUUAAUCAAAUUAUAUAGAGAAAAUGUCAUUAUUCUGUAAUUUCAUGGAGAUCAUUUAUUUAAUUUAAUAUUUAUAAUUAUUUUAUGUGAAAACUGUUUAUUGUUAAGCUUAGUCACACGUGUAAAGAGAGAAUUAUCAGAAUACUCGACAAGAUAUAUGUUGAUAUAUCUUAUGUAUGAGUAUUUCUAUGUUUUAUCUUAUUUUUCACAAGUUUAUUUGUAAGUGAACUCGAACUUGCCUUUCACUUGUGAUUUUUUAAUCUGGCAACACUGUCCUGCCUCGAUAUAGUUAUAAAUAUCUCUCUGUGCCAUCUCGAUGUUCUAAUAAUCUCAUUUAUUAUUUAAAUUAAUAAUUAAUAUAACUAUUGUCUGUAAUAUCGCAUGUUUGUUAUUAAUAGAUACAUUUUGAAAUGUAUUUUAGUUAAUUUUGACUAUGUGACUGAAUAUUGGAUUCUCUGUUUGUACUUAAAAAGUUUUGCCGAUUUUUUAUAUUAUUCGAGAGUAAGAAAUGAAU